AUAAUCCUCCUCUACACACUCCAUUAUACACGCCGACAUAAACUGCCCAGAGCUCUAUGUAUAUGUCAAACACUGCGUGUCCGAAGGGCACAGAUGCAGGCAGAGCAGAACAUUUGCGGGAAUGAUACUGGACUGAUGCCAGACACCAAAAUCUUGGUGCAUAGCCUGCACAUGGAGAAAAAGCGACGCUGAUAGGUGGUCUACCCCGAGGAGCCUUCAGUAAACAGCCUGAUGGACGAGGAGACACCGCGCUGUUUACACUGAAACGCGCUAAACGCAGCACAGACGAGCGGAAAUGUUUCCCAGCAUCUGUUUCUUAAUCCGACACAUCUGAAGUGAGCGCUGCUGUGUUUCAUGAUGCAUCGGAGCACCCUCAUGCCUAAUUUUCUUUUAUGAAGCCAUUUUUUUCUUUAUUUAAUGUACAAUCGCUGUGUCCUGCAGUAAUUCUGAAGCCUUAUGAGGAGGAUGAAAGCGUCUGUAUUUGUCGCGGUCAUGUCCUCGGUUUUAUUUAAUCCCAGUUUUGCCUUCAGUUCACAUUUCGACCCAGGUGGCUCCCCGUUGAGUGAGCUGUCAUGGCCGUCCUCUCUGGCGGUGGUUGCUGUCUCCUUCUCCGGCCUCUUCACGUUUGUCUUCCUCAUGCUCGCCUGCCUGUGCUGCAAGAAAGGGGACAUCAGCUUCAAGGAGUUUGAAAAUACGGAGGGGGAGGAGGGCCAAGCUGACCUUUCAACUUUAGCCUCCCCCAGCUCUCAGAAUGACCCCGAGGUUUAUAUCCUGCCCCUCACGGAGGUCUCACUACCUGUGUCCAAACAGCCCAGCAAGUCAUUUCAGCUGCUGAAGUCUACGGAUCUCAGACGCCACAGCCUUCUCUACAUCAAAGAAAUGGGACAGGGCUGGUUUGGCAAGGUUUUGCUGGGGGAGGUGAAUGCUGGACUCAGUACCACACAGGUGGUGGUUAAGGAGCUAAAGGCAAGUGCCAGUGUACAGGAGCAGAUGCAGUUCCUGGAAGAGGUCCAGCCUUACCGGGUGCUCCAGCAUCCAGCCCUCCUGCAGUGUUUGUCCCAGUGUUCAGAAGUCACGCCCUACCUUCUGGUUAUGGAGCACUGCCCCCUGGGAGAUGUUAAAGGAUACCUCCGUAGCUGUCGGGCAGCAGACUCAAUGACCCCUGACCCUUUGAUCCUUCAGCGGAUGGCAUGCGAGAUUGCUUCUGGUCUUCUGUACCUUCACAAACACAAUUACAUUCACAGUGACCUGGCCCUAAGGAACUGCCUGUUGACCUCAGAGCUGGCAGUGAAAAUUGGGGACUAUGGCCUCAGCCACAGCAAAUACAAGGAUGACUAUUAUGUGACAGCAGAUCAAAUAUGGGUUCCUCUACGCUGGAUUGCCCCAGAACUUAUUGAUGAAGUCCAUGGCAAUCUCUUAGUAGUUGACCAAACCAAGACCAGCAACGUCUGGUCAUUAGGUGUGACGAUAUGGGAGUUGUUUGAACUGGGUAACCAGCCUUAUAGGCACUAUUCUGAUAGGCAGGUUUUAACAUAUGCUGUAAAGGAACAGCAGCUCAAACUGCCAAAGCCCCUGCUGAAAGUGCCUCUGUGUGAACGCUGGUAUGAGGUAAUGCAGUUCUGUUGGCUGCAACCUGAGCAGAGGCCUGUUGUGGAGGAAGUCCAUCUCCUGCUAAGCUACCUGUGUGCUAAGGGUGCGACUGAAGCUGAGGAGGACUUUGAGAAACGCUGGAACUCUCUCAGGCCAAGUCUGGGCUCCAGCAGCUCUCACAGGACACCUGCACCUGAAGUAGCCUCUUCUACUUCUUCUUCAUUUCCUCUGCUUGAACACUUCUCUAUGGCAGACAGCUUCCAAUCUGAGAAUGGGGAUGAUAUAUUGACAGUAACUGAGACCAGCCAGGGGCUCAACUUUGAGUAUAAAUGGGAGCAGGCACGAGCUGAGCAGCCCUACUGCUCCUCUUCAACUAGUGGACCAUUGGGAAAGAAUAAUCCCCAUUACCAGGAUGUGUAUUACCCUCUUAGCAAUUCCACGGGUAGCUGUAAGGGUGAGAGCCUCCCUCUUGGGGUUUCUCCAUCCUACUAUGAGUCAGACCAUCCAGGUGUGGUUCCAGUGCUAAGUGCACACAGCCCCUCAGUAAGUAGUGAGUACUACAUCCGCAUCGAGGAGCCAGGUGAGUGCAACAUCAACUUAGAAGACACUAAUCUUGAUUACAGCCCAAGACUUGAAGCCAGCAACAGUAGCUUGUCCUCUACAGGCAGGAGGAGCCCAAUUGGGUCUCUGCCAAACACCUACUGGUCAGCAGCUAAAGAACCCAACAGUAAUGAUUAUGAUUCAGAUAGUAGCCUAACCAUGGAGCCACUCCAAAGAAGAGUUCCAAGCUCGGUAGAGAUAAACCAGUCAGAAGUUUAUUUUUCUUCCGAUGACAGGCAUAAUUUACAGUGUGAACAGUCACCUCAAGCAGGGCCAGAUGUUCAUUUGAUAAGAGGGCAUGGUUCAGACACUUAUCAGCAGAGAAGAGGGUCGGGAAGCCUCUGCCAUAGACUGGAGGUGGUAAAGGAAAGCCCACUUGGAGUUUCAGUCUCUCUUAGUAGUCCCAGCUUGGCACAUUGUGACCCAUACCUUGAGUCUAACCAGAGAACUGUAGAAAGAAGUAUGGCCAAUAAGACCUAUUAUGACAUGAUGGGCCCCUUACAAAAGAGUGUGCCCAGACCCCACUACAUGAGCAUUGAUAUUGAUGCCGGUGAUGGCCUUCUUUUGGGCAGGGGGAGUGCUGAUUCAGAAGAUGAUGAUGAUCUGUUUUCUCAGAACAUGUUAACUAAUUGGAACUCCAACCACUCAGCAAACAACAACAGUUUAAGCGAUCGUACACAAGCUGUGGGUUUUCGAGAUGCAUACCUUGAUUUACGUCACCCGACACCCUCUUCUCAAGUCGGGAAUUUGAAAUCAAGAGUGUUGGAGACAAGCAACAGUUGUGCAUAUAAUUCUAUCGAUUCUCUCAAAGACCACUCAUACAUGGAAGCCACGGAUAGUAUGUCCUCUAAACCUAACGCUGACUCAGAGGGUGGUGAAUACCUACAUUUAAGCCCUGAAAGUACUCAGGAAGUUGAAUCAUCUUCCAAAUGUCAUUCUGUCACAGAAAGUCAGCCUAUUCUUUCACGGCAGAAGAACAUUGCUCAUAAACAUAUCAAAAACAAUACAUCAGACUUCCAUGUAGGAGGUUGCAACAGAAUGAAUCCACCAACUCUUCCAUCAGAGCUGGUAGUGACUAAAGAAAACGAGUUGCUUGAGACAAGGAUAUCCCCUGCACAAAAACUGAAACUUGGGACAGACAGUUCUGCUGGAGUUUGUGUAAAAAUGGUGUCAUGCCCUACGGAUCUAUCUAAGACUGUCUCAGAGUGUAGCCAUUUGACAGACAGCAGAAUGGUGCCCGACAACUCCAGUAUCAUUCUAGUGGAAAUUAAUGACUGCAGUAAUGACUGCAUGGACAUCCCCUCUGGAGUAUUAGAAGAUUAUACCUUGGACUAUGCAGAGGUGGGCAAUAUUGACCUAACUCAUAGAACACUGCAGAGAGAGACUGGGUCCAGACACUGCGAGGACAAUCUUGCCUCUAGCAGCAGUCCAUGUGAGGCCUUCAGCCCUGAUAGUUACCACACGUCCAUUCAGCCGAAAUCCUUAGAUAGUGGCUAUGACACGGAGAAUAAUGAAUCCCCAGAGUUUAUCUUGAAAGACCUUGAAGGGAAUCCAGCCCUUAGCACUAGUGUAGAAUCAGACGAGUGUGACAUGUUGCUCCAGAUGGACCUAGAUGAAGAUGUCAAUGUAAUGCUCCUGCAUCCAUCCAGCAGUCAUCUACCACUGAUCAGCCUUGGUGAGAGGAAUCAGUACAGAGACUCUGCUUAUUUUUCUGACUAUGACAUGGAGAAUGACAAGAGCCCUAGUGAAGGGGUUCACCUGUUCUUCAAUUGCCAAGAUGAGGAUGAUGCCUUUGAUCUCAAAGCAGAAAAGGAGGGCUCAGAAAAGUCAUUUGGGAGAGAAGGACGUAGCAUGGAGAAUGAGAAGGGAAAUGACAUAUCUGUGCCAAAGGACAACAGUGCUGCCCUUAAUGCUAAACAAUUGUGUCUUAAAAAGACAAACCCAAAUCUCUGUCCAUCACCUGCAUCGGUUCCAAUGAUAUCUAUGCUUUCACCCUUUCCUCCAGAGAUGGGGGGUUGCUUGACCAAGGAGUCAACUCCAGAUGAUGGUAUUGGGCUGGAAUCUGAUCACUCUGGAGAGGAACCAAACUCUGAAUGCUACUCUUCCACAGUGUCUGAAGGUUCUUCCUCAACACAGCAGGCCUCAGGUGUGGAGGAGCAGGCUAACGGAGACACCAGAGACUUUUCCUCAGCAGAGUCACUAGGCUCAGACUCUACCAUAGUAGACUUCAGUGGUGAGAUAAUCCAAGCAGAGGAGCAAGAGGCCUGUAACAGUUUGGACAAUCCGGAGCUUCCAAUGGAAGGAAACAACGAGGAAAUGGAAGAUUCAGUGGAAGAAGGUGGCAUAGGUUCAGCACUUUCAAAACCAAAGCGUGAUGAAUCCUUGGAGAAUAUUCUUCCAGCCUUGCCAGAAGACUUAGAUGUUCCAGCUCCACUGGGGAAUGGAGAGGAGGCGGAUGAGGAGGAUUCAGAGGAUAGUGAUGAGUCUGAUGAAGAACUUCGUAGCUACAACAUACAGGAGCAGAGUGAUGAGAGCGAUGAAGAGUUCCCUGUGGUGCCUGUCAUUGUGAGCGAUCGUAGCAGUGCACGGCAUCUACGCAGCCUGCUCAAAAUGCCCUCCAUACUUACACAGUCCUUCUGCGAUGAGCUGGAGAGCAAGAAAAAAGCGGUGUCAUUCUUUGAUGAUGUCACUGUGUUUCUGUUUGAUCAGGAGAGCCCCACAGGUGAGCUUGGGGACUACAGUUUUCCUGUGGAGGAAGAACCCAAUGGCCAGGCUUCAGAGGUGGAGCUGCCACGACCCCAGGAUAGGGUCACUACACCUGAGGAUUCACCAGGAAGGAAUGUCUCAGAAGAAAGUGGGGCAUUUCAGUGGCAAGAUGAUUUUCCAUUGAUUCAAAGCCCUUCAACAUCAGAACCUGGGUCUGAAGAGAUCGCUACACCACCCAACUCUCCCGUCAAGUCUCCAGAUGAAAAACCAGCACCACUGCUUUCCCGAUUUAGCGUCUCUCGUUUUUCCAUUACGCAUGUGUCUGACUCUGACAUGGACUCCAUUGGAGGUCAGUUCUGCAUAGACUACGUUCACACUGCAAGUAAAUGUGGCCCAAAUCCGAUUUUUUUUGCUCACAUGUGACUCAGAUCUGUUUUUGUCAUGACAGUGUGAACAGCACAAACCACAUGGAAUCUGAUCUUUUCAAUUCCGAUUUGUGCCACUUCCUUAUGUGGUACUAAAUCCGAUACAGGUCAGAUGUUUUGCAAUGCGACCGCAGUGUGAACAGUCAUGUCGGAAUUCAUGCGACUUUUACGGCACUCUAGAUCGACAUUCGUUAUAAUUCCGCGCUGAUGGGAGACAUUUCAAAGAUUUCACAUACCUAAACUUAUCAAGACAAUUUUAAUCAGUGGACGUUUGAUUUAUCAGUUCAGAACUCAUAAGUAUUACAAUGAUAACUCUAUACAAGCAAAACAUGAGGGCUCGUAUCAUAAAAGUUUCAAAACUCUGCUCUCUUUUGUCACAUCCUUGUCUUUAUUUUUCAUAUUGCCUGCUGGCUUUUGCUGCAGAUCACACUAUAAAUAAAACACGUUAAUUGCUUACUUUAUGUCCUCCGGGUUUACUUCCAUAUGACAGUUUGCUGCGCAAGUGUUGCCAAAUCCACAGUUUCCCCGAGGAGUUAGGCCACUUUCUCCACUGUUGCUGCGGGUUGUUUUUUAAAUUCAUGGGUUGAUACAACCCCACUAACACAAUAUUUACCCCUGAACAUGAUUGGGCUAGUUUUGGACUAGUUUUGAGAAGCAAUUGGGCGGAUUGUUGUUGUUAAAAUCUGGAAACCCUGUUUGUAUUGUUCUUUUGCGCAUGCGGGUCAGUUCAGAACAAUGAUCUGUUCACACUGGAAAUCUGAUAUUGGCCACAUUUAAAACAACAGUGUGAACAGCUGUACAAAAAAAAUUGGAUCUGAGCAAAAAUCGGAAUUGAGCACUAAGGCUCGCAGUGUGAGCCAUAAAGACAUGGUUGAUACAGUUGAGAAACAUUAGGUGCUAGAUCUAAUGAUUUUACAUUUGAGUUUAUUGCUGUAUGCAGGGUUGACAUUGAAAGUUAACUAGCUCUCUCUUUUUGUCACACAGGUAACAGUGAGAAUGGGGCCCAGGAGUGAAGGGGUCAUUAACUCAUUUAAUUGAAGAGGUGUUUAGAACCCGUAUGGUUUGAUUUGGUCUCAUCAGACUGUGGGCUCUCCUGUAUCGCUAUAUUUUUGUUCUUUUAAACGUGCUGGACAAAAGGGUCCUGUCAACCUGAUAUGCUGUUUGGACACAGUGCCUCAUAUUGUAGUGGAUUAGCCAGCCCUUCCCUUGUGUUCCUAGACAGAUGGUGGUUGAGUGACAGUUUUUUUGAGGACAACAGUUAUAAAAACUGAAGAGGAGAUCUGUAUAACAACAUAUUUAUUAUCUAUGUAUUACAACAUGAGGUAUGAAGAUUAUAACUUAUUUGCACAAUUCAGUAUCAGUAUCAUGCUGAAACCAUCAUUUGUUUUUUUACACAUAACAUGUAGGAAACAAUAUAAAUACAAGGCUGCUCUCCUCAUUUGCUUGUCAUGCCCCAUACCGUCAAUAUGUGGUUUAGAGUCUGAAAGAUCUGUCAUAGUGCUUUACAUUUUUCAGGUUGACCCAAUGAUCUGCAUAAAAAUAGAGUUACAAGAUGUUCUGCCCUCAUAAAAGAAAUACCCACGUUUAUUAUUGAGGGUGCAAAAAAUUAUAUACAUACCGAGCCCCUCACUACAAGCUGCUCAAAAGUGAUGUUUUCUAUAUUUGACCACUUUUAAUUAAACUUUAGCUCAGGGGUGUUAAGGGUAUGGUACAAAAGUAGAUAUAUUAACAAUAUAAACCAUCACACUUAAAACGUCUUCAUACAGUCUUAAACAGUGUUUUGCUUUAUUUUUAAUGCUGAAGAACUUUCAUAACAACUACCUGCACUUUCAUUAAUGACUUAAGAUAUAUCUUACCCCAUAAUCAAGUACUUCAUCAAAAUCAAGAUCUUAUUUAUAUAUUAUUAAAAGUGCAGUUUAAUCAUUAACACUUCUUAUCUGGUUAGAUCUUUAAAUCUCUAGAUCAGAAUAUCCAAAAUAUUUAUGGAUGACAGUGAUGCAUUACAGUACUUGUGCUGAGAAGCAAUGACAGUAUUGCAGGAGAACAGAUAAUAACCAGCUAUUUUUCCUUCAACUAUUAUGGUAGCAUGCAUAUAUAUGAUAGCUCACAUAUGGGUCAUUCCUGUUAUGCAGCAAUUCAAACUUUCAGAAAUAUAAGGCACUUAAACACUUUAAAAAAGCUCAUGUGCUACAUUCUGUGUGUUCUGAGGUCAGUAACUUUAUGUGAGAAAUAGAAGAAUUGCAGUUGUCAUUUAAGACAUCCAAACUUUGGCAUGGCACAGUCAUAAUGCUUCUUGACUGCAACUGUUUACAUGAGUGCAAGAUUUCACUGUUAUGUUUAUAAUUAUCAAGCGAUUAUAAUAACGAUUUCAAUUUCACUCUGUUCUUCACAUAAAGCUACUGUAUGACUUCGGAUGAAUUUAAAUAAGCUACAUUUAUGAUACAUCUAUGGUGCUUUGCCAUAUAUGGAGCUGUAGCUCAGACAUUCAAUUCUUUGUGUUCCAAAACUUGAAUUUAAUAUAUCAUCCAGGGGCAUGAAAAUAAGAGGAAGUGUAAGAGGAAUGACCCUGGGGGUACUGAUGGUGAUAAGUUUGUUGGUGCUUGUCAGGAUCAGAACUUUAGCAAGUCCAUCACAACAAUCAGUCAUGAUUGCUGAAUAACUUUUGCUUUGAAUCCGAGAGCUACAGGAACUGAUUUCAGGAUAAACCAGCGGGUUAUCAAAGUUACAGGUGUAUACUUCACAAUUGUGGUACUCAAAGACACACAACCAAGUUAAAGAGAGAAGAGUGACCAUCUCGUCUGUGAACAAAAUGUGUUACAAACAAUAACGGCAGCUCCUGCAGAUCUGAUCCUCCGUCUGUGAUGAUGCCUUGUCUCAGAAGUGUUAUUUUUGUCAAAUCCAAUAACAAAUAGAUGUUCAAAAAUAUACUACAAAACAAUUCAGAUGGUCCAGACGGCAUGUGGGCCUCAUGUGUUUCUACAAGUUUCUCUCAAUAUAUUUUGUCUUUUGUCCCUAUAUGAUCUGAGGUGUAACACCGAGAAAAGUUUUGACCUGUUUUACACGAUGAUCUGUUUAAAUGUAACGUACAGCUGUACCUGUCAUGCUCUGCCUUGAAUCACUGGAGCCCAUACACAUUUGUGCCAAUGCUGUAAGUCACAAUCACUGCACUUGUACCCUCGCUUUCUCGCUGUAUGCCUUUCAAGAGUUUUAUACUGUGCUAAACCUUGCGGCAGUAGGUACUUUUUCUCAUUCAGAACAUCAGUGCUUCAUUAGGCUGGUUGUGGUUGCCAAAGAAAGGUCAAAUUAAAGUGUACUGAAUGUUGAAUGUAGCGUUGAGGGGAAAAGUCUGUUGUUACUGCCUCAUAGACGUCGAACCGUAUGUCCUCACGACUCAUGCCUACUGUACUAUUCUAAAAAUAAACCAAGCUAUAGUUUGUC
Onychostoma macrolepis is the source of this 8759-nucleotide messenger RNA. It is a transcript of the gene lmtka, whose product is annotated as apoptosis-associated tyrosine kinase a. Lineage: Eukaryota; Metazoa; Chordata; Actinopteri; Cypriniformes; Cyprinidae. The record is from RefSeq and is a predicted model, not a curated record. The transcript is spliced from 13 exons. The coding region runs from base 457 to 5319 and encodes 1620 amino acids. Gene Ontology annotation, molecular function: protein tyrosine kinase activity; ATP binding. Gene Ontology annotation, biological process: peptidyl-tyrosine autophosphorylation; brain development.